Physeter macrocephalus (sperm whale) is the source of this 821-nucleotide messenger RNA. RefSeq names its product SEC11 homolog C, signal peptidase complex subunit (gene SEC11C). Gene Ontology annotation, molecular function: serine-type endopeptidase activity. The record is from RefSeq and is a predicted model, not a curated record. Gene Ontology annotation, cellular component: signal peptidase complex; membrane. The coding region runs from base 96 to 674 and encodes 192 amino acids. Lineage: Eukaryota; Metazoa; Chordata; Mammalia; Artiodactyla; Physeteridae. The transcript has 6 exons.
CCGGCAAGGCCGUUGGGCGGGGGCCUGGCUGGUGCUCCGCAGCUGUCUGUGACGCCCGGAGCCCGCGGGCCGCUUCGGCCCCCAGAGAGCCCGGCAUGGUACGCGCGGGCGCCGUGGGGUCGCAUCUCCCUGCGUCCGGCUUGGACAUCUUUGGGGAUCUGAGGAAGAUGAACAAGCGCCAGCUCUAUUACCAGGUCUUAAACUUUGCCAUGAUUGUGUCUUCUGCGCUCAUGAUCUGGAAAGGCCUGAUCGUCCUCACUGGCAGCGAGAGCCCCAUCGUGGUGGUGCUGAGUGGCAGCAUGGAGCCAGCCUUCCACAGGGGCGACCUUCUGUUCCUAACAAAUUUCCGAGAAGACCCGAUUAGAGCUGGUGAAAUCGUUGUUUUUAAAGUCGAAGGCCGAGACAUUCCAAUAGUUCACAGAGUAAUCAAAGUUCAUGAAAAAGAUAAUGGAGACAUCAAAUUUCUGACUAAAGGAGAUAAUAAUGAAGUUGACGAUAGAGGCUUGUACAAAGAAGGCCAGAACUGGCUCGAAAAGAAGGAUGUGGUGGGGAGAGCCAGAGGGUUUUUACCAUAUGUUGGUAUGGUCACCAUAAUAAUGAACGACUAUCCAAAAUUCAAGUACGCUCUUUUGGCUGUAAUGGGUGCAUAUGUGUUACUAAAACGUGAAUCCUAAAAUGAAAGGCAAUUCCUGGGACCAGACAGAAAUAAAUUCUGUUGAAAAAGAGAAAAGCUAAUAUAUUUGAAAUGUUCCACUUUCUGUAUAAAAGGAAACAAUGUGGAGACAUUUUUGUCUUGUUUGAAUAAACGAUUCAUUAGUGAA